Molecule: messenger RNA, 1977 nt
Organism: Ricinus communis (castor bean)
Lineage: Eukaryota; Viridiplantae; Streptophyta; Magnoliopsida; Malpighiales; Euphorbiaceae
Product: chaperone protein dnaJ 15
Exons: 11
Coding region: 392-1624 (410 amino acids)
Source: RefSeq, a predicted model, not a curated record
AAGAAGAAGAAAAAAGAGAGAGACCUCACGUCACACAUCUCGCACUCGCAUUUCCCAAAUUUCUAAGUUUCAAAAAUAUUAGGCAAUGUUAUAAACAGAUCGUGUGAUUUCAAUUUGUUAUUAUUAUUUGAAAUUUCAAUUCACCUUUUUGUUUUCCCGAGGAUACAAAAGAAGGAUCCAAUAAAAAGAAAAUUUUGUUUUUAUUAGAAUCCAUAUAUUAUCAUAGCUUUGCUGAUUCGAGGUCGAGAAACAGCUCUGGAGCUGUAACGGAAACGACGGCGUUUUGAACACACACACACACACACAGAGAGAGAGAGAGAGAGAGAGAGAGAGAGAGAGAGAGAGAGAGAGAGAGAGGAGGUUAGGAUAGGGGUUAGGAUUAGGGUUGGGGAUGGGGUCGAAGAAGGCGGAAAGUACAUCGGCAGCAGCGGCAGCUCCAAUAAUUCGAAGAGAUCCUUAUGAGGUGUUAUCCGUUUCGAGAGAUUCUACAGAUCAGGAGAUUAAAACUGCUUAUAGAAAAUUAGCUCUCAAGUAUCAUCCAGACAAAAAUGCCAGCAACCCUGAAGCCUCUGAGCAUUUCAAGGAGGUUGCGUAUUCCUACAGCAUCUUAUCUGACCCGGAAAAGAGAAGGCAGUAUGAUAGUGCGGGGUUUGAGGCUCUUGAUGCUGAAAGCAUGGAUAUGGAAAUUGACUUAUCUAAUCUGGGAACUGUCAAUACUGUAUUUGCUGCAUUAUUCAGUAAGCUUGGUGUCCCUAUCAAAACUACAAUUUCUGCUAAUGUUCUUGAAGAUGCUCUUAACGGAACUGUCACAGUCAGACCCCUUCCUAUUGGAACAGCAGUUAGUGGGAAGGUGGACAAGCAAUCUGCCCAUUUCUUUGGCGUAACGAUAAAUGAGCAACAAGCUGAGUCAGGACUUGUUGUGAGAGUAACUUCAACUGCACAAAGCAAGUUUAAGUUACUUUAUUUUGAACAAGAUGCCAAUGGUGGCUAUGGUUUGGCGUUACAGGAAGAUAGUGAGAAGACUGGCAAGGUGACGUCUGCAGGGAUGUAUUUCUUACAUUUUCAAGUGUACAGAAUGGAUUCAACUGUAAAUGCUUUAGCAAUAGCCAAGGAUCCUGAUGCUGCUUUUUUUAAAAGAUUGGAAGGUCUUCAACCUUGUGAGGUUUCAGAACUAAAAGCCGGCACUCAUAUAUUUGCUGUUUAUGGUGAUAAUUUUUUUAAGACUGCUACCUACACAAUAGAGGCAUUGUGUGCAAAAGCAUAUGAAGAUACCACGGAGAAGCUCAAGGAGAUUGAAGCACAAAUUUUGCGAAAAAGAAAUGAGCUACGUCAAUUCGAAACAGAAUACAGAAAGGCUUUGGCACGAUUUCAAGAAGUAACCAACAGAUACAGCCAGGAAAAGCAAUCUGUGGACGAGCUGCUGAAGCAGCGGGAUAGUAUACAUGCUUCAUUCACUGUAACCAGGACAGUCAGUAAUAUAAGUAACGGCAGUACAAGCAAAGUUCUCGGUGAGGAUUUAAGAGCUGAGAGUCCAGGGGAAGACGGAAGUGAUGGAAAGGAUAAAUCAGCCAAAAAGAAGUGGUUCAACUUGAACCUUAAAGGGUCUGAUAAAAAGCUUGGUUGAAAACUGAAAAGUUGUUUAGGUGGUUUUGUAUUGCUUGAGAGGUUUGAAGGGGCAGCCAGCAUGGCAUUAAAUUCUUUGGCCACCCAAUUUGUUGAAUGCAAAAGGUUUUAGUGUAUUGUUUAUUCUAUAUUUUUUUCUCACUAGGGUUUUUCUUUUUUCUCUCUUUGAGGUGGUUUUCCUAUGGCAUGUUACAAUAUGGUUGGUUCUACAAGGAGUUUCACAGUUUUAAGGUGUAUGUAUAAUUUUAAUUCAUAUUCGUAAAUUGCGUUUCUUGUCCUCAUAGGUGAGAUAGCAACCUGAACAUAUGUUGUAACUCUCUUUUCUUAAUAAAACAUUCAUUUUGCUUGUUUUCA